This is a messenger RNA of Rosa chinensis, 2414 nucleotides long. RefSeq names its product F-box protein At4g22280. The transcript is spliced from 3 exons. The coding region runs from base 847 to 2244 and encodes 465 amino acids. The record is from RefSeq and is a predicted model, not a curated record. Gene Ontology annotation, molecular function: protein binding. Lineage: Eukaryota; Viridiplantae; Streptophyta; Magnoliopsida; Rosales; Rosaceae.
AAAUUAUAUAUAGUUCAUUAUUUCUUACAUGUUAAGACUACCCAAAAAAAUAAUGCAUGUGGUGGUCUUUCUCCGUCAUCCAACCUAGACCUGUUUUAGGUUGAUGGCUGCGACGGAGUAAGAUCAUCACAUUUCAUGGUACGGUGUUCUUUUCAGGUACUUCAAAGCCUUUCUCUGCUUCUUGUUGUUCACUCUCCCUGCUUCUUGUAGAGUAGAGUAUAGUAGUAUUAUAAAACUUCCUAAACAAGACUCAGAAGAGAGUUAAUAUAAAAACCCUUCUCUCUCUUCUACUCAAAUCCAAGACUCAGGGCUAGACUUCCUCUCAACCUGUACUCCUUCUGGUAAUCUGGUAUGUUUGAUUUCUGAAACAAAUUUUGGCUGAUCUAGUAAAUUUCUGUUGUCUAUAUCAUCUAUUCUUUACUAGUUCCUAUAAACCUAAAAAAAUCCCGUGGAAUAUCUGUUUUUGCUUUUUUUCUUCUGUUACUGUCUAGUAGCUGAGAAAAUCCUGGUGAAGAAAUGGAUAGCAUAUUCUACCUCAAUUGCAGUUUCUGAUGCUUUGUUGUUUAUUUUUCUUCAGGGUAAUUUUAAGGCUUUGGUAGCUUGAAUAAAUUUACAAGAAGGGUGGGGUUAAAAUUAGUGUUCUAGUUUGCUUGCAUUUGUGGGACUUCAAAUUACUUAUGUUAAAAUUUUUAGGAAUGCUUGUCUCUGUCCAUCUCAUUUUCUCAGCAACUAAUUGCAGCUUUUCCUUUCUAUGCUAUUUGAAAUUUUACGAUGAGAAUCUUUCUAAGCAAAUAUUAAAAUGUGAUCUCAAUUUGACUAUGUUUUUGAAAAAUUAUCAAGGUACAAAUGGCUUCCGAGUCCAAGCGUCAAAGUGGAGUUGAUAGAAUCAGUGAAUUGCCGGAUGCAGUUCUUUGUCACAUAUUUUCCUUUCUUCCUACAAUAUAUGCUAUGUGGACCACUGUUCUGUCUAGGAGAUGGAACAAUUUAUGGACAUCUCUUCCAAACCUUAGCUUCGAUAACAAAGAUUUUCCUACAAAUCAUACAAUGUCUCCAAUCCAGUCCUUCAAGCAUUUUAUGAGUGCUGUUGAAGGUGCACUUUCCCUUCACUGCUUAUCAGACAUUCGAAAGUUUUGUCUUUCUAUUUCUGUAGAACACUUCAGUGUUGAGGAUCUCUCUCGAAUCAAUAGUUUGAUUUACUCUGCCAUUAGGCAUAAUGUAGUCGAAAUGAAUCUUUCUUUCUGGGCUGAAGAUUAUAUGAAGGAUCCUUUUAUACUGCCUCAAAGCCUUUUCAUGUGCACAACACUGGAGGAUCUGAAAGUCUUCUCAGAUUUUAAUACUUGUGCUCCAACCACAACAGGGAACCUCCCAAGUCUCAAGGUUCUCCAUGUUUCAGUUUUAUGGUCUGAUGAGAAUGCACCAGAAUCUUUUUUCCAGAACUGCCCCGUACUUGAAGAUUUAACUAUAGCUGGAAGCAUCUGUUUUCAUGACAUUGACUAUAUCAAUAUCACUGCACAUGCAUUGAAGAGGCUACGAAUAUCGUUGCGCUGUUACCAUGAAUAUUAUGAUAGUUGGUACACUUUUUUUAUUAAUGCUCCAAACAUGGAAUACUUUGAUCUCAAGGAGGAUGCUUUCUCAAAUUAUAUUUUCAAGAAUACUAAAUCCCUAGUCAAAGCCAAAGUCCAUUUUCUUGACGAAAUUCAAUACCAAGAUGAGAUGGGAGCCUUUUAUGAUAAAGAUCCUGGCUUCGCUAAUCGUGCAACUGUGCUGCUGGCAGGAAUUUCCAAUGUUGAAUAUCUGUCUCUUGAUAACCAGCCUCAUUGUUUGGAGGUUUGCUAUGUGCCUGCUUUGGAUAAUCUGACCAAAUUGAAGCUGGUUCUUCAUGACUGCUACCACUGGGAACUGCUAACAGAGUUGCUCAUCAGAUCCCCUAAACUGAAAUAUCUUGUCUUAGAGCAUAUCCACACCAAUGUGGAUAACAAAUACCCAGAGCAAUCAGAAAGUCGAUGGAAUCCACCAGACUUUGUGCCUAUUUGUUUGCUCUCACGCCUUAAGACGAUAAAAAUAAGGGGAUUCAAGGGAAAGCGUGAUGAGAUGGAAGUGGCGCAGUAUUUGCUAAAGAACAGUGAUGUUUUGAAUGAGAUGGCUAUUUAUACAGGUGAUCUUCAGUGUACAAAGGAAGAGUUUAUUGAGGAAUUUGGUAUGUUUCAAAGGGGUUCAAAGGCUUGUAAAGUUCUCUUUAGUUAAAGGCUUUGUGAGUUCUUUUAUGUUGAAUGCUUGUGAAGUUGAAUUCAUGAUAUGCAAUUUUAGUUUCUACAAUAAUUACAAUUAUUUGAUCCAGUUAGACAGAUUGUUCAACUGGAGGAUGUAAAAGUGCCUUGUUGAUCUUGGUUUCUCAAUCGCUACGUUCUGUCACU